Messenger RNA from Aricia agestis (brown argus), 991 nucleotides. Its product is annotated as leucine-rich repeat extensin-like protein 3. The transcript has 4 exons. The record is from RefSeq and is a predicted model, not a curated record. The coding region runs from base 40 to 813 and encodes 257 amino acids. Lineage: Eukaryota; Metazoa; Arthropoda; Insecta; Lepidoptera; Lycaenidae.
ACAAUCAAUAGGAAUACGAGUAACCAAAUUUGAACUAAAAUGGGGGGACAAAAUCUUUUUUGGACCUCCAUGUCUGUAGUUUUACUGCUGUCAGAUUUUGGCACAGCAUGUUUGGACGACAAAGGAAUAUGUUUGUUGGAGGCUCUCAAGGAUAUGAAGGAAUCGAAAAAGGAACUGCUUGGCACAUUACUAAAGUCUUUACUAGCGCCAAAACUUGAAAAGAAAGAGAAGCUGUUAUGUGCUGAGCCUCCCCCGCCUCCCGCGACGAUAGUGCUGAUGCCGGCGACGCCGCCUGUGCCGCCUUGUCUGCCCUCGCCACUGGCGUUACCACCAACUCUGCCGCCCAUCAUCCUCUCCGCUCCUCCGCCGGCACCACCAUGUUCACAAUUUCUGCUCCCCCCGCCACCACCACUCUGUUUGCCACCUGCCCCGCCCCCACCGAUCUUCCUGCCUGCUCCUGCACCACCACCGAUGUGUUUACCGGCUCCAGCGCCUGCGCCUUUGGUGCUGUCUCUUCCUCCACCUCCUCCCUUCAUGCCCUCCUGCCUGCCUCCGCCACCUGCUCCUAUUAUUCUCCCCGCUCCCCCGUCUCCUCUGAUGCUGCCUCCAGCACUACCUCCACCUUGCCUGCCGCCCGCGCCGGCGCCACUAGUAAUAUCCCUGGUGCCGCCCGCACCACCCCUACCGUGCGCGCCUCCACCGCCCGUGGGACUCCCUAUGAAUGCCUUCAUGGUUCCCGCGCCUAUUCCCAUCACGUUGGAACCAAAACCAAUCGAGCUGCCUCCGCCUUGUGCUUGCUCAUACUAUAAAUAAUAUUUGGACACUAACCUUACCAUAAUCUUUUUCGCCGUAUAUCUUAAACAGUUCCAGCGCCAGCUUAGCUUUUGCGAAAAGGAAAAUGGUUAUGUUGAGGGUACCAUUUACUUUAGUGUUAUUUAAUUAUUAAACUUUUAUUUAUUAUGUUUAAGUGAAACUUGUUUAAUAAAUUAUA